CUAUCCAGAAGAAAAGAAACGAGUGGUUCUGCUGCAUCUCCAACCCUGGGAACGGCAUCUCCACACUCAUUUCCAAAUUAUCAAGCACUAAUGAAAUUAACACAACCAAAAAAAUUUAGAAACAGAAGAAACAUAUCAAUAACUUAAGCCACAUACAUUUUGACACCAAAAAAAAGGAAAGGAACUUGAACCACAUUCUGUCCCUGGUGGACUCAAGAAGAGUCUUUCAUAGGACAGUUAAAAUUAUAGCCUGCAAAAAGGGUUCACUAGCAAACAUUGCAAUGGCCUCAACCUCUUCUGCUCUCACUAUAUCCUCUUCUUCCACCCUUCUUGAUGGCAAGGCUCCAAGACAGUCACCAGCUGCUUCCCCUCAAUGUGUGAGCCUCCCCCCUCCCCCUUUGCACUCUCAGAACCGUUCAUGGAAGACCACUGCUUAUUGUCGCAAGGUUGCUCGAAAAGUUAUGGCAAUGGCCACAGGAGAGGCACCAGCUGAAGCUACCCCAACUGAGGUGCCAGAGAUUGUCAAGACUCUUCAAGAAACUUGGGACAAAGUUGAUGAUAAGUAUGCAGUGAGUUCACUUGCCUUGGUUGGGGUGGUUGCAUUGUGGGGCUCAGUUGGAUUGAUCUCAGCAAUUGAUAGGCUUCCUUUGAUUCCUGGGAUUCUUGAGAUUGUAGGCAUUGGAUACACUGGGUGGUUUGUAUACAAGAACAUAGUUUUCAAACCCGACAGGGAAGCUUUGGUACGGAAAGUAAAAGAAACAUACAAUGAAAUACUCGGGAGCAACUGAAAGUGUUAGGAAAUGCUGAGAUGUUGUUGACACGAAAUAGUCAUAUCUUGCUGCUUCCUAUUGAAGAUGUCAUCAUGCUUCAUUUUGUCGCCAUAAGCUUCUGACCAUACUUUAUCCCAAGUAAUGUAAUAUGUUCUGAAAAAAUUGUAUCUUUUUAUAUAUCUUGAUCCACUUUUAAGACAAUCUCAUUUCCUCAAUUAUAUGUAGUGGUUGACUACAAGGAUAAGAAAAAGCAAUUGAGUUCAUUGAGCUGAAUUCAAUGACUUUGAAAGAAUAUUUCAUGAACAUAUUUGUUAUCUAUCUGCAUGCAGGAUGCUUUCAGAGAACUUUGAUAAAAUAUUUCCAUUUUAUUUGA
Glycine soja is the source of this 1143-nucleotide messenger RNA. RefSeq names its product protein CURVATURE THYLAKOID 1B, chloroplastic-like. The record is from RefSeq and is a predicted model, not a curated record. NCBI's taxonomy places the organism in Eukaryota, Viridiplantae, Streptophyta, Magnoliopsida, Fabales, Fabaceae. The transcript has 6 exons. Bases 282 to 788 code for a protein of 168 amino acids. Gene Ontology annotation, cellular component: thylakoid; chloroplast thylakoid membrane.